UUAAUCGUAUUACAGCCGUUGGAUCCAUCUACCGGCUUGAGAUCCAAGUCUGGAGUAACGUGGGACGCAAACACAGAGUAAACUUCCUCAAUUAUAAACCCUUUUUAUAAUUUAUUUCUGGCCUCAUAAUCGAUGAAUUACUCCUCGAUUUUGGAUAAAGGCAUAAAAUUUGGUGAGGUUUUUCCUAUUAUCGGCUGCCAAAAAAACCAACCGAGCCACCACUCACCAGCUGUUAACAGAGUUCCGAUCAGAGUAGUCAACCUCUUCUGCCUCUUCGCCUUCACCCUCGUCUUCUCCGCUCGCGUGCCUCGGCUUGGUUUCCACAAGGUGCAGGAAGGGAUGGCUAAGAGUUGCUUCAAGCAAGAACAUGAUCAUGAGAAGAGAAAAGCCGAGGCUGCCAGGAUUAGGGAGAAAUACCCAGAUAGAAUUCCGGUCAUUGUAGAGAAGGCAGAGAGAAGCGAAAUACCAAACAUAGAUAAGAAAAACAGGUACCUUGUCCCAGCUGACUUGACUGUUGGACAGUUUGUUUAUGUUAUCCGAAAGAGAAUCAAAUUGAGCGCUGAGAAGGCAAUCUUUAUAUUCGUCGACAAUGUCCUCCCACCAACCGGUGCCAUCAUGUCUUCAAUAUAUGAAGAGAAGAAGGAUGAAGACGGGUUUCUGUACGUCACUUACAGCGGCGAGAACACUUUUGGGACGAAGAUUCAGCAUUAGAGCCGUCCCAAAUUGCUGCGGAGCCUCCAUAAGUUCCCCUGUUUAUCUAUCAAGCUCGUUGGUGGGAGACACUUGUGCUGUGCAUAGGGUAUAUUAUAUAUCUUGUAUAGAAACUUCCCAGAACUUGUCUAUCUAGUUAAUUAUUCAAGUUGGAAAAUGACUUGGCCUUCUGCCUGGCGUUGGCGUAACAAUUUAUCAAUAAAUCAAGGUAGAGCUGAAGUGCCUUCUGUGUUUGUUUCAGUUUUGCGCAAAACAAACAAAUCGUUUAUGACUAUUCUGUACUGUUUAGUUUUCGUCCCUAACUAGUGGAAGCCCAACUGACCUCGCCCAGCCCGGUCAUAAGUUAACUCUGAAGCAUAUUUCUUGUGUCCCUUUCCGCGGUAUAUUCUCUUUUCUCCAAGCAUAACUAGUUAACUACUAGCAUCUCGAGUCUUGACUCCUAAGUCCUAC
Molecule: messenger RNA, 1161 nt
Organism: Linum tenue
Lineage: Eukaryota; Viridiplantae; Streptophyta; Magnoliopsida; Malpighiales; Linaceae
Source: the annotation of a GenBank genome assembly